ACACUGCUUGCAAACAGCUGUCGUACAUUUUGUUUGUUAUGAGGCGACUUUUUAUAAACUUUGUUUCGUCUUAGCCAAAACAAACAGGCAUAAACUCGCACUCUUUAAAAUAGUAAGCGGUUGAGGCGAAAAGCGUUAUUGGUCAUGGCCGAUGAGCCGUCAAAUGCGAUUGCCACGCCCCCGACGCCCAGCGAACAAACGCCCUAUAUAUUUAAGCUUAACAAUGAUUGCCUGGAAUGUAUAUUUGAGCGGCUGCAGGAUCUUCGCAGCGAGGUAGCAUUUGCCAGAGUUUGUCAACGAUUUCAAUGGAUAUGCUUAAACCGAUGGCGCGGCUCACAUGCUUACGAUCAGCUCGAUAUGGAAAAGUGGCGCGAAUUGUUGCCAAACUAUGAGGAUCUGUGCUAUUUUAUUAAACAAAUGCGCCCCUUUAUAAGGCACAUGACUGUGUCGAGCUGUCUGUGCACGUUAAUAAAGGAUCUGGACGAAAUGCAAAUUUAUGUGCUGCCCAAUGUAACCAGCUUCUAUUAUGAUCCAGAAGAUAUGGACUGUUAUCCAUCGGAUCGUAGCAUAUGCAAAAUGGCUAAAAUGAUGCCAAAUUUGCUACGAUUGCGUCUAACGACACCUAUUCAGGGGCGUUAUCUGUCCAACUUUCGACAUCUGCAGGAACUUCAUUUGUACGAGGAUCAGCAUAAGGCAUAUGAAUUGCAGCAGGAAUAUCUGGAUGAGAUCUGCAGCCAAUUGCUUAAUCUGCAAGUGCUGGACAUACGCAUGUAUGAUGUUAUAAGCAAACUGCGUCUUAAUAAUUGCGUGGACUACCUCCAGAAUCUCAGCAUCUUAAAACUUAACUUGGCCACAUUAAAAUCGGUUUUAACAGAGGUGCUAAAGCUGCCAGCGCUUAAGCAGUUGGUGGUUCUGCUGGACACCGAGUGGUGCAUACCACCAAUGGCUAGUGUGGACAGUUACGAUCACAAAAUUCGCGAAGUACGAGAAUUCUAUGAUAUAAUGGAGCGCAAGGCACCGGAUAUUAUAGGCGUUGCGGUCGAUGGCUAUUACAUGCCUCUGGAGCCUGGCUGGGAUGCGGAUUUAUCAAUUUGGUCUCAUCGGAAGCUACAGCGUUUGGCAAUUUGUAGCUGGACACAUGCCGUUGACUUUCUGGAGCGGUAUACCUGCAUGACAAAUCUCCAGCUGCUCUGCCUGCGCAACUGGACAUAUUUGUGCGAUGAUAUUCUACUCAAAUUCAUCGAACUGUGUCCACAUCUACAUCAUCUUGAUGUGUCGUAUUGUCGGGAACUGACGCCCAAUUUUCUGCAACGCGCACUCAACAUUUUGAAGCAACGCGAACCAAACAAACAGAAUAAUAAAUUCAUGCGCACACAACCACUACUAAUCUAUUAUGUUCUAUGUGGUUUCGAAGAUUAUGUUGAUGUGAAGGAGCUUAAACAUUCACCAGAAUACAAGGAAUACAUAAUGUUUAUGGACGCCUUUCCUGUUAGCUCUGAACGGGGCCUCAGUUUCGUAGAUCGCGGAUAUCAGUUUGACUUUGAGUAAAACGGCCGGCAGCCAAAUUCUUUUGUACAUAACAAACAACUCAUCAGUUAUUGUAAAUUCUCUAGUUUCGUGACAUACAUAUAUUGUAAAUUUAUGUUUUGUGUUAAGCAACAGACAAACAACAAGCAAAUUGCAGACACAGCAUUAUUAAUUAUGUACAUAAAGUUCUAUGUACAAUUUAUUAAAGUUCACUUAAA
Molecule: messenger RNA, 1745 nt
Organism: Drosophila novamexicana
Lineage: Eukaryota; Metazoa; Arthropoda; Insecta; Diptera; Drosophilidae
Exons: 4
Coding region: 145-1548 (467 amino acids)
Molecular function (GO): protein binding
Source: RefSeq, a predicted model, not a curated record